This is a messenger RNA of Thyridium curvatum, 2154 nucleotides long. RefSeq lists its product as uncharacterized. Gene Ontology annotation, biological process: fatty acid biosynthetic process. Gene Ontology annotation, molecular function: 3-oxoacyl-[acyl-carrier-protein] synthase activity. Bases 1 to 2154 code for a protein of 717 amino acids. The transcript has 5 exons. NCBI's taxonomy places the organism in Eukaryota, Fungi, Ascomycota, Sordariomycetes, Thyridiales, Thyridiaceae. The record is from RefSeq and is a predicted model, not a curated record.
AUGCAACGCCGAGUAGUUGUCACUGGCCUUGGGGCCAUCACCCCUCUGGGGGUUGGCAUCCGCCGUUCAUGGCAACGACUUCUCGACGGCGAGUCGGGUAUCGCAAGCGUGGCGCACUUUGAGCCACAGAGCAAAUGGUCUGGCCUGACUAGCACUGUGGCUGGCGUUGUCCCUACCACCGUGGAGGAGACUGGUCACGAGGCCGGACUGUGGCGGGCAUCAGAUUGGAUGAGUGCCUCGGAAGAGCGCCGCAUGUCCAAGUUUGCCCAGUUCGCCGUAGCCGCAUCGGAAAUGGCCAUGAAAGAUGCUGGCUGGAGGCCUACGUCGCAGAGUGACCUGGAGGCCACCGGCGUUUGUCUUGGGAGUGGGAUAGGCAAUCUGGAUGAGAUGUACAACACAAGUCUUGCAUAUGAGAAAGAGGGAUACAAAAAGGUGUCGGCGUACUUUGUGCCAAAGAUCCUCAUCAAUUUGGCCGCAGGCCAUAUAGCAAUGAAGUACGGCUUUCAGGGGCCCAACCACUCUGUCACGACGGCUUGCACGACUGGAGCGCACUCCAUCGGCGAUGCGUCGCGGUUCAUAGCUUGCGGUGAUGCCGAUGUUAUGAUCGCGGGCGGAGCAGAGUCUUGCAUCCACCCUCUGACAUUUGCGGGCUUCGGCCGUUCCAGAUCGCUGGCCACUUCCUUCAACCAUGACCCUGCAGCGAGCUGUCGGCCCUUUGACAAAGACAGGGCCGGCUUCGUCAUUGCCGAAGGCGCGGCCACUGUCGUAUUGGAAGAGCUAGAGCAUGCCAGAGCGCGCGGGGCACGUAUUCUGGCCGAAGUCAGGGGCUACGGGUGUAGCGGCGAUGCUUAUCACAUGACGGCACCCCGUGAGGAUGGGAGAGGUGCCUUUUUGGCUAUGAGACGGGCGCUGAGGAAUGCCGGGAUCAGACCCAAGGAGGUCGACUACAUCAAUGCUCACGCAACCAGCACACCAAUCGGGGAUACAGCCGAAGUUGCUGCGAUCAAAUCAAUCAUGCUGGGCGAAGAUGGCGUUUCCAGCGAGUCCGAGGUCACGGUCAGUAGUACCAAAGGAGCUAUUGGACAUAUGCUUGGGGCAGCAGGUGCAAUCGAGGCUGUUCUUUCGAUCUUGUCCAUCGUCGAGGAUGUCGUGCCCGCGACACGCAAUCUCUACUCGCCCAAAGUCAACGCAGGAUUUAACUUUGUACCGCAUCACCCUCAGGAAAAAGAGGUGAACGUGGCCAUGUCCAAUAGUUUCGGUUUCGGAGAGAGCACAUCGGCCAUGGCUUGUCGAAGCUGCAGGUCGUCAUUCGACCUCCUGACGGGGCUCGUCGGACCCGCUCCUUCCAGGAGGGCCUCCAAUGCCUUUCUGCGCAACAGCAAACCCUCCCGCGUCCUGUCGGUCCAGGCCCGGAGCUUCCACCGGACGCAACAGCGGCGCAGCCAGAACGAUGUGCCCAAGCCGGCCUCGACGCAGGAGCAAAGCUCCGGGGUGAUGGACAGCAUAACGGGAGCCGCGGCAAGGAUAAUGCAGAGGACGGCCGAGCCGUACCGCGUCUACGGCAUGACAGAUCAGCUCUACAAGAGCUGCUCGAAGCAGGCGGCGUACAAGAUCUCCAAGGAGGACCGCAAGAACGGUACAGUGGCAACGACGGAAGAUGGCGAAGAGAUUGGCGUUGGCGGCGGCACAUGGCACGAUGUAACGCGCCUCCGCUGCCUCGAGAAGGAGGGCUUUCUCCACUGGCAGGCCCAGCUCGUCGACCACUUCUUCCACGAGGCCGAGGACAAGAUGGACCUCGUGCACAACAUCUCGUCGCGCAUGAUACGGCAGCGCUACCUCAAGGACCUCUUCCACGAGUGGCGGGGGCUCAUCCUUGCCUACGACGAGGGCGUCGUCAAGGGCGACGCCGUGCUGGCGGCGGCCGUGUGGAGGAACCUGUUCAAGGCGCGCGAGGACGUCGACCUGCGCUCGCUCGCCGCCAUUGUCAGCUGGAUGCGCCACUCGCAGCGCCAGCUCGACCAGAUGGAGGAUGCCGCCAUCAUGUUCCACGGCACCUCGGCGUUCAAGUUCCCGGCCAAGUCGGAGCUUCUCGUGGUGGACAGGCCCAGCCAAGGACUGGACGGAACGUUGGCCUCGCAGCUGUCUCAAAAUUAG